Messenger RNA from Pogoniulus pusillus (Red-fronted tinkerbird), 2493 nucleotides. It is a transcript of the gene TINAGL1, whose product is annotated as tubulointerstitial nephritis antigen like 1. NCBI's taxonomy places the organism in Eukaryota, Metazoa, Chordata, Aves, Piciformes, Lybiidae. The record is from RefSeq and is a predicted model, not a curated record. Gene Ontology annotation, biological process: proteolysis. Gene Ontology annotation, cellular component: lysosome. The transcript has 12 exons. Gene Ontology annotation, molecular function: peptidase inhibitor activity; cysteine-type peptidase activity. Bases 67 to 1467 code for a protein of 466 amino acids.
GGGCCGGGGGAGGUGCUCGGCGGCUGCGGCGGCGCGGAGCAGAGCGGCGGCAGCAGGUCUGGGGACAUGGCCUUCAUCACAUGCCUGCUGCGGGUCCUGCUCUGCCUCUGGCUGCUGGCCCAGGUGGCCCUGGCCGCCCGGGUACGCACCCGCCGGGAGCUGGCACCUGGCUUGUACGAGCACGGAGUCUACGACGCGGGCGGCUCCUACUGCCAGCGGGGGGACGUCUGCUGCCACGGCCGGGACGAUGCCUGCACCGUGCCCUACCACGACACCCUCUGCUACUGCGACCUCUUCUGCAACCGCACCGUCUCCGACUGCUGCCCUGACUUCUGGGAGUACUGCCUGGGCAUCCCUGCCCCCUUCCCCAAAGCCGCAGGCUGUGCCCGUGCUGGCCGCACCUACCCCACCGGAGCCACCUACCAGGAGAACUGCAACCUGUGCACCUGUGGCCCCGGUGGGCAGUGGCAAUGUGAGGACCAUGCCUGCUUGAUGGAUGGGGACCUGAUCGAUGCUAUCAACAGGGGCAACUACGGCUGGAGGGCUGCCAACUACAGCCAGUUUUGGGGCAUGACGCUGGAGGAUGGCAUCCGGUACCGCCUGGGCACCUUCCGCCCCUCUCCCACUGUCAUGAACAUGAACGAGCUGCAGAUGAACAUGGACUCCAACGAGGUCCUGCCUCGCCACUUCGAUGCAGCUGCAAAGUGGCCUGGCAUGAUCCAUGAGCCCCUGGACCAGGGCAACUGUGCUGGCUCCUGGGCAUUCUCCACAGCUGCUGUCGCCUCGGAUCGCAUCUCCAUCCACUCCAUGGGCCACAUGACACCUGCCCUGUCACCCCAAAACCUCCUCUCCUGUGACACCCGCAACCAGCGGGGCUGCAGCGGGGGGCGGCUGGAUGGUGCCUGGUGGUACCUCCGCAGGCGAGGGGUGGUGACAGACGAGUGCUACCCCUUCACCAGCCAGGAGAGCCAGCCGGCGGCACAGCCCUGCAUGAUGCACAGCCGCUCCACGGGCAGGGGCAAGCGCCAGGCCACCGCCCGCUGCCCCAACCCCCAGACCCACGCCAACGACAUCUACCAGUCCACUCCUGCCUACCGCCUCUCCUCCAGCGAGAAGGAGAUCAUGAAGGAGCUGCUGGAGAAUGGUCCUGUGCAAGCCAUCCUGGAGGUGCAUGAGGAUUUCUUCAUGUACAAGAGUGGGAUCUACCGGCACACGCCGGUGGCUGAGGGGAAGGGACCAAAGCACCAGAGACACGGGACCCACUCGGUCAAAAUCACUGGGUGGGGUGAGGAGCAGCUGCCCGACGGCCAGACCCAGAAGUACUGGACGGCUGCCAACUCGUGGGGCACAGCGUGGGGCGAGGGGGGGCACUUCCGCAUCGCCAGGGGCAUCAACGAGUGCGAGGUGGAGACCUUCGUGGUGGGCGUCUGGGGCCGUGUCAGCGUGGAGGACAUGCCCCACAAGUGACCCCCUCGCUGCCCACGGCCCUCUCCCACUCUGCCCCCUCCCCGCCCCCAGCCCCACCGAUGUCCUUCUCCUGCCCAGCGACCGCAGCCUCUCCCUCCCCUCCUUUGGGGGGGAGGCUGGGGGGUGUGUGUCACCCGUGGGGGGUGGGGGUGGGGGUGAGACGCCCCCUCCCCGCCCCCGUGCAGCUCCGUGCCGUCGGGCAGGGGGAUGGGACUGCCCCCCGGGUGCCCGCGGCUGGGGGCUGUGUGCCCCCCACCCUGCUGACGUGGCGGCUGGGUGCAGUGGUGCGUGCGGGUGGGGGGGAGGUGCCGCGGGGGCUGGUCCCGCAUCCCAUGGGAUUUAGCCGCUAAUCCCCCUUUGCUCCAGGCUUGGCUGGCUUCUGGUGGCAGCUGGGGGGGCUCUUCGAAGGUAGCCACCUCCCCCCCUCCCCCCCACCACAUAGAACUGGUGGUGGUGGCUUCACCAUCCUCAUCUCGCCACCCAGUACCAGGGGGCACUGGGCUGGGGAAGAGCUGCAGUGCCAGGGCUCAUCCACCCCCAUAUCUGCCCACCCUCACCCCCCCUCAUUUUGUCUUGCUCUGGAGUUGAGGGGGUUAAAAUAACCCAGCAGUGCCUGGGGGGGGAGGAGGAAGAGGAGGGAGGGAGGGAGGGGAGAAGUUCACCGAUGUCGCCGAGCCUGAAGAAGCCCCAAGUCUGAAUGCUGUAGGCUGAGAAUGGGGCUGGGGUCCUCACACCCCCCCCCCCCCCGCCCCUUGCCCGUCCCUAUGGUGCUAUGGGUCCUGCCACCCCAAUUCUGGGGCCUUUGGGGGACAGGGAAAGGCUCAGUCCCACACAGUGUCCCUGUCCUGGUGGGGCCACAACUGGGGACCAGGCAGCAGCACAGCUCUCUCCACUGCUCCUUUCCUUCCCCCCCCCCCCCUCCAACCCCCUCCCCGGGGCUCUACUUUUAAGACCUGUUAAUUUUUUGGGGGGUUUUGGUAUUUAUUUUGCUUUUUAUUAUUUGUAAAUAAACUUUUGGAAGCCUCA